CUGUGCUCAGUCGUGGGGUGGAGGAGCUGGGAAGGAGCUGGUGCGGGAUCCAGACACUCCUGAGCAGGAAUUUCCUCCCACUUUCUGAGCCAAACGUUCACGUGUAACUCGUGUAACUCGUGUUUUUACCGGACCGCGGCCACGUGUGUAGGCACAGCAGACCCCGCCCCUUCUGGAGGAGGGUCUUUCCACUCCACGCCAGUUAAUAAAAGUUUAGUCCGUGUGCAUGGCUGUGGGAAAACUGGGAGAACCUGGCAGGAGACGGUCGCGUUUACCUGUGAUUUGUGGAGGGUGUGGAUUGGAUAACAACACCAACUUCAUCGUCAUUGUUCUGAAACUGAGUCGAAGACAACAAAGAGGUGGACAGACAGACUCACUUCAUACCGCAGAAGAAGAACUGGACUUCAUUUGAAUCAACAUUGCAGAAUCAUGGCUCCUCACAAGCCGAUGCUGAGCUCCCUAGGGGGGAACAGACGGGCCCGCAGGAACCUGUUCGGCCCUGUGGACCGAAACCAGCUGCAGGUGGAGUACCAGGCAGCGCUGCGCAAAGACCUGGAAGAAGCGUCCAAACGAUGGGGCUUUGACUUCAAGUCGGACAAGCCCCUGGAGAGCAGCGACUUCAAGUGGGAGGGCAUCCCAGAAACCAGGGUGCCACUGCUCUACAGGUCCUGCGUGCUGGCGGAGGGCCUGGGGCUGGCCAGAAGGGCUGUUCAGACCAAACCAGCAAGGUUGGAGAAGGAGAACAUCCCUCAGACGCCAGAGAAGUGGGUCCUGGAGGACCUGGAGAAAACGCCGGAGAAGGGAGACAAAGCUGCGCUGAAGAGGAAACAGACGAACAUCACAGAUUUCUAUCAGGCCAAGAGACGAGUUGUGUGGAUGCCGAGGAAAUCCGGGGAGUGAUAUCCACAGAAACGCUGCCAAAGCUCCCAAGAAACCACACGGGCUGCACCUGACUCAGGAAUCACACAGACUAUAACCAUGAAUCAUGUAAACAAAACAAAAAAAACCCAGAGGGGACCUCAGCUGCUCGUCAACGCUACAGUAUACGGUAAUUAGGGUCAGUAAAGGAGGGAGCUGGCUUGUUUUUUUUCCCCCCCCGUCGGUGGUAAGAUGGGGGCAUUUGAGCAGAAAAGAUUAACAGUAAUCCCUGGAAUCAGUGGAUUUAUACUCAUUUGGAUCAAGGGCUCGCCAAAGUGCAGACUGACAUUUGCUGCGGUCAUCCAUCCCUCGGCUCUUUCAAAAACCUCAGCUUCACGGUAACUCUACCUCUCUAAGGAAACAAGAAGACCUGGAUGGAGCGAUUUGAGAUGUUGCUGAGGCUGUUGGGUUCGCAGGAAGAAGCUGAAGACCAGGAGGAAGCACUUAGUCUCCUUUGUUCAAAUGCACUGUUGUUGUUUUUUUAUACUGUGUUUUCUACUUCUUGUACUUUGUAGGAAAAUACUUGAGAAGCUCUGAUCUCUUGAACAUGCAGAAGCUUUGCUUAGACGCCAAAUGACAGAAGUGCCACCCUGUUUUUUUUCCAUCCAUUCUACUGUAUGUAAAAGUUGUCAUUUAAAAAAAAAAAAAUCAACCCAGAUAAUUUAACAGUUAUUAGCCUCUGGUUCUUGUUCGUAGGAUAUAUGUUGUAAUCUAACUCAGAUUGAGAGAUAUAGUUUUAUUUAGCAUAGUAGCAUUAAAUGAAAAACAUUGCAGUGUUGCACAUCCAGAGCCUUUACUGUGCCUCUCGGUAUUUUUUAAGCUCCAUAAAGGACUAUCAUAAGAAAGUGUUCCUGGAAACACAAAUGUAUUAUUUGCCAAGCUAAAGCACAUUUCAUC
Poecilia latipinna (sailfin molly) is the source of this 1815-nucleotide messenger RNA. Its product is annotated as cyclin-dependent kinase inhibitor 1-like. The transcript is spliced from 3 exons. Gene Ontology annotation, molecular function: cyclin-dependent protein serine/threonine kinase inhibitor activity. Bases 430 to 900 code for a protein of 156 amino acids. Lineage: Eukaryota; Metazoa; Chordata; Actinopteri; Cyprinodontiformes; Poeciliidae. Gene Ontology annotation, biological process: regulation of G1/S transition of mitotic cell cycle; DNA damage response; signal transduction by p53 class mediator. The record is from RefSeq and is a predicted model, not a curated record. Gene Ontology annotation, cellular component: nucleus; cyclin-dependent protein kinase holoenzyme complex.